GCGGGGCGCGGCCACCGGGGCCUCGCGCGGGCUGCGGCUCCAGUCCCCUCCUGCCGCGCUUCGCCCGCGCCACGUGUGUCCGCGGCCGUGGCCGCUGCAGGGCGGGCUCUGGGAGGGAGGCUGAGCUGUACAGGCAGAGAGAGGGAGACAGAGAAAGUGUUUUAGUAUUAAUCUUAGUCUUAGUUUAGUCUUAAUCGUAGUCUCAGUCUUAUCAGGGACGGAUCCAGGAUUUGGCAAAGUGGGUGCGGGAGCAGCCAGCCUCCCUGCAGGGCUGGCUGGACGCCCCCUCUUCAGCCCACCUUCUGGUGUGGUCAGGCUGGAGCCUCUGGGGACUUCCUUUUUUGAAGCCCUCAAAGCAGAUAAGAAUUUGGCACCUUCCCUUGCCCCUUUGUGCCUCCUCCCCUUCCCCCCUGAUGGGGGGCGACUGGUGCCUUCCGAGUUUGGGGGGGCAUGACGGGGGGAGGGGGGCGUCCCCCAGUGGCCGGUAGCUGAGCACGGCGGUGGCACGGUGGUGGAAGUCAAUCUUGGGGGGUGCACUAGCUCUCUGUGCCCCCCUACCAGCCAGAGCGCUUGCGGUCAGGGGGGCACCUGUGAUCUCAGGGGGCCUCCCCCCCAUGUUGCCUAUGCCUCUGACUGCUGCCGCCACUGUCCCAGGCCAGGGAAGCUUCUGUUCCCUUGAACCUGGCUGCAAAAGGACUGGGCUGAGCUGAGAUGGGGGCAGCAGAAGCAGUGGAGAUAGGCAGGCUGUAUCCCCCCGCUCCACCCGGUUCCCCCAGGGGCAGGCAUGGGAAGGAGGCACCCCCCUUCCCAUCGCUUCUGCUGCUGUCAUUGCUCCCAGCUGAGCCCAUCCUUGCACAGCCUGGCUGGAGCAGGGAGGCUUCCCUGGCCCCACGAGGGACAGGGGAAAAUCAGUAGCAGCAGGUUGGGGAGGACAGGGAAGGGGAGAGGAGCUGCCUCUGAGCAGGAAGGGGAAGGAGGGGAAUUUUACAUGCUUUGGAGACUUUAAAAAAGCCCUCAAGGCUCCCAAGACCUAAUCGGAGGUGGGGGGUGGGAAUGCAGGCACACUGCUGCACUUCCUUUGGAUCUGCCCCUGUGUGCCUGUAUCUACCCCAGUACCAUCUUUGUGUGCCCAUGGUACAAGUGCAUGAACACUGUGUGCCCCUGGAGGCCGGGGGGCAUGAUGAGCUCCCGCAGGCGGUGGCAGCACUGUUGGGAACGGGAGUAUGGCAGCGGCGGUUUCAUUGGUGUGGGGGUGGUGGCGAAUGGUGACUUUUUUGCAGGGGCUACACCGCCACACUCAGGGGGUGCAUGUGUGUACCUGUGUCACCCUCUAGACAUUGCCAAGGUACAAGUGCCUUUGGCUGUUGUACACACAAGAAGGGUGAUGUUUUUCACCAAUGAUAAAAGACAUUUUAUGAAUCCAAGGUAUCAUUGCUUCCUUACUUGAUUACAAUUUAAAGGCCAAGUGGUUAACAGAAUUAUUUUGGUUGCGGGGGGUGAUGUCAGAUCUAGACGUUUGAAGCAAGGGGAGGGUACAUAUGGUAUGGAACAUUGUAACAUAUUAACACCAAAACUACUUUUCUCCAGUUAAAAAUAAACUAGAAGCUUUGCUAAUAUGGUAGGGGCCUAGGGCUGUAUUAUUCAGUUGAAGAUUGAAGCAAAAACAAACAUGACUUCAUUGGAAUGAGUUACAAACAGGCUGCAUGGCUGUGAAAUAGGAGCUUUAUUACCAUAAGCAGCUAACAGGUCACAGAAUUGCAGAGUGAAGGCUAGCACGAAUCGUGGAACAUCAAGACCAGUGCACCAGUGCAUACCCCCUGGAUUCACCCCUGGGUGUAUAAAACAUUGGAUAUGUGGAUAAAACACCCAGUUGUUUAGAGAGAAGGUUUGUAGAUGGAGAGCUGAAUAUUUGUUAUAAUGCUGUAGAUCGUCAUGUUGAGAAUGGACGAGGAAACCAGAUUGCGAUCAUGUAUGAUAGCCCUGUAACAAAUAUCAAAGAGGCUAUAACUUUCAAAGAAGUUCUUGAACAGGUCUCCAAGUUAGCAAAUGUUAUGGUUAAACAUGGCGUGAUGAAAGGAGAUCGCGUUGUCAUCUACAUGCCCAUGAUUCCGGAGACAAUGCUUACUAUGUUGGCAUGUGCAAGAAUAGGAGCCAUACAUAGCCUCAUUUUUGGUGGAUUUGCAUCGAAGGAGCUUUCUACUCGAAUUGAUCAUGCAAAGCCAAAACUCAUUGUAGCAGCAACUUUUGGAAUAGAACCAGGAAGGAAAGUGGAAUAUAUACCCCUCCUAGAAGGAGCACUGGCAAUGACGCAACAUAAACCUGAAAAAGUUCUCAUUUACCAUCGCCCUAACUUGGGCACUGUUCCUCUUGUCCCAGGUCGUGAUCUGGAUUGGGAUGAAGAGCUUGCAAAAGCACAGCCUCAUGACUGUGUUGCUGUUCGUUCAGAUGAUCCACUUUAUAUUCUUUAUACAUCAGGAACUACUGGCUUGCCCAAGGGUGUUGUUAGACCAACGGGGGGCUAUGCAGUUAUGUUGAACUGGACCAUGUCAGCUAUAUAUGGACUCAAACCUGGAGAGGUGUGGUGGGCAGCUUCCGAUUUAGGUUGGGUAGUUGGCCAUUCCUAUAUUUGUUAUGGACCUCUCCUGCAUGGAAAUACAACUGUUUUGUAUGAGGGGAAGCCUGUGGGAACGCCAGAUGCUGGUGCUUAUUUCCGUGUGCUAGCGGAGCAUGAAGUGGCUGCUUUUUUUACUUCACCAACUGCAAUUAGAGCAAUCCGUCAACAGGACCCUGAGGCGGCCUUGGGAAAGCAGUACUCUUUGACAAGGUUGAGAACAUUAUUUGUAGCUGGUGAGCACUGUGAUGUGGAGACUUUAGAAUGGUCAAAAAAAGUCUUCAAGGUUCCAGUUUUGGAUCACUGGUGGCAAACAGAAACUGGAUCUGCAAUUACAGCUUCCUGCAUCGGUUUGGGGAAUUCAACAUCACCACCACCAGGACAGGCAGGAAAACCAGUGCCAGGCUACAAUGUGAUGAUUCUGGAUAAUAACAAGCAAACAGCGAAGACCAAGACUUUAGGAAAUAUUGUGGUAAAGUUGCCUUUGCCUCCUGGUGCCUUCUCAGGUCUUUGGGAAAAUCAGGAAAUGACCGAGAAGAUAUAUUUCCAAAAAUUUCCAGGCUACUAUGAUACCAUGGAUGCAGGUUACAUGGAUGAGGAAGGCUAUUUAUAUGUGCUGUCUCGAGUUGAUGAUGUGAUCAAUAUUGCAGGUCAUAGAAUUUCGGCAGGAGCAAUUGAGGAGAUUAUCCUUUCCCAUGGUGCUGUGACUGACUGCGCUGUUGUGGGCCUGGAGGAUGCUUUGAAAGGUCACGUUCCACUAGCACUGUGUGUAUUGAGAAAUGAUGUAAAGAUGGAAGAAGAGAAAGUUUUGGAAGGGAUUGUUAAAUGUGUUCGACAGAACCUUGGUCCUGUGGCAGCCUUCCAAAAGGCAGUGUUCGUGAAACAGAUACCAAAGACACGUUCUGGCAAGAUACCACGUUCUGCUCUUUCUGCCCUUGUCAAUGGCAACCCAUAUCAGAUAACACCAACCAUUGAGGAUCCUCAUGCAUUUAAACAUAUAGAAGAAGUGCUGAAGAACAAAUAAAAGAACUGUUGUCCAUCUUAUAGUAUAUUGUACUAACAAACCUCCUAAUGAACUGAGUUUAUAGAGUUUCUAUUCAGCAAUGCAAGAUAUUUAAAAAUCUGAAAUAAUCUGGGGCUAUUUUUUUUACUAUAAAGCUGUUACUGUAUUCUUUAUCAUGGACAGCAAAAUAUACUGAGUGUAUAGGAAGGACAUUGUAAUUUUUAUUUUACUGGAUGUUGAGAUGUUUAACUAUGCAAUGGCAAAGAGUUUUAACAGCAUCUUGGAAGGAAGGUCCAUGGAUUCAUAUAUUUUAAGGCAAGAAAGGAUAUUAGAUCCUGUAAUCUGACCUCUUUAAUCACAGGCUCUUGAAUGUUGCCUGGUGCCCCAUCACUUGUAAUUUGUAUUUGCUUAAGGCAUAUCUUUGGAAAGGCUUCCUAAAUCACUUGGAUUUAAAAAUAUCAAGAGAUGGAGAAUCCACCACUUAACUUGGUUGUUUGUUGCAACAGAAAAUCACCCUUGCUGUUAAGAAUUUCUUCCUUAUUUUCAAUUUAAAUGGUCUGAUUUCAGCUAUUUUUGUGGCUUUCUCUGGUAGAUUAAAGAGCACUUUCGAAUGGUAUUUUUCUCAGUGAAGGCUCUUAUACACUGUACUCAACUCCCCUCUCAAUCUUCUUUUUUGAUAAGCUUAAACGCAUAAGCUUCAUAAGCCUCACUGAUAGGCAUUUUCUCCAGCUCCCAAUAAUGUUUUCCAGUUCCCUUUCCAGUUUCUCAACACCCUAUUUAAAAUAUGGAUGAAAGAACUGUCACAGUAUUCUAGUAUCCAUCUCACUAAUGCUGUAUGCAGAGGUAAAAUCACCCCCAAUUACUCCUCCUUCCACAAUUACUAUCUUUCCAUGCCAUCCAACUGAAAGGUCAUUUUGUGGCAUUUGUCCACUAUAACUCCUAGAUUCUUUUCAGAGACUGCUUUCCAGUUAGCUUUGCAUUCGGCUAUGUUAAAAUAUAUUUUGUUCAAAAUGGUUUGCCAGUUUACCAGGUGCUGCAAAUCAUUAUGUAUGGCUGCCCUUUUCUCCUCACUAUUUAAUCUUCUGCUGCUCCUUGUGUCAGUCAUCCCCAGAUUUUUAUCAGAAAUGAUUUCAAAUACUGGAUUUCCAGAUAAUGGAUACAACUUGUAGAAUUGUAUCCAAAUUAGUUUUUUACCUCUGCUGAAUUUUGUUAGGAUCACCACUUUUUAGAGGGUGCACCAUUAACAACUAUUUUUUUAAAUCUACCAAAUAGCUGGUUCUCAUCCUAGUUAACUGUUAACCUGUGCUUCAUUGAUUUUAUGUAGUGCCAAUUUUUUAAUCACUAUGUCAUGCACUAAGUCAGUUAUCUUACAUCAUGCUGUUACAACUAAGCUGCUGCCUUUAUUAACCAAACUUGCCAUCUUAUCAAAGAAUAAAAUCAAGUUUGUUUGGCAGGACCUAUUAUUUUUCCAUAAAAUCAUUAUAAUUUACAUUAAUUAUAUUUCUGUGCUUUUGUUCUUCAUCAAUUGAAUUUCAUAUCACCUUUUCACUGUUUUGUCAAGGACUGACAAUUAACCAGCCUGAUUUUCACUCUUGGUACGUUUAGUACUGUUUUAGUUUUCUAGACCUCCCCAGUAUUCCAAGAUUGAUUGAGAGUUUACAUCAGUGGUCCAGUGAUUUCAUCAGUUAGCUCUUUAAAGGCUCUUGGGUACCAGGUUAGGUUGAUAUAAAAAUAUCUGUAGUGAAUUUAUUACUAAGAGAAUAGAAAGUACUUUUAUCAUCUCCGGGUAUACAAACAUAUUGUUCUGCUUUUUUGCAAACACACAAUAGAAAUAUUUUUGACCAUUCUUCCCUUCUAUGCAUCAUUAAUAAUAUUAACAUCCCUGCCAUUAAUAGGGAUAUAAAAUUACUGGAUUUCUUUUUUCUAAUAAACUUGAAAUGUCCCUUUUUAGUGUCUUUAGCCCUGUAAGUCAUAGUUGUUUUCUAUGUCUUUAGGUUCCUUUACCAAUUUAUGUUGUACAACUUUUGAAUUAGAUCAGUUGCUUUUUGUUUCCUCUUUCCACCAUUAUAUGGAAUUAUAUUUAACUGGUGCCUUCACUUUGCUACUGAAUCAGCAUGGGCUUUUAUUCAAAGUUGUUCUUUUUUCUUGCUUCUGGAAUUGCAGCUUUUUGACCAAAAUGUUUGUGGUGGAAGAUACUCAUUUGUCUAUUUCUUAUUUUAAGGUUAUUUUUCAGUUGAGAGAGGAAAAAACUCAAAGCCUUUUAAGACCAUACAUCUUCCUAAAUAUUGCAGCUAUAGCUCAUACAGAAGCUUUGUGCAGUGAUUUCUUUGAUUUGACUUGGGUGACUUUCUUGGUUUGUGCUAUACAGGAGGUCAGACUUAGGCUUCUGGCCUUAAAGUAUAUGAAACUCUGUUUAUGACUGACCCUUGAUUUAUUGUUAAUUGUAAUAGUGUUGAAUGAAAAACUAUGAUGUGGAAACUUGUGUUAAAGAUGGACCAUCUGCUUACACUCUGAAUUGCUGACCUCCUUAAUUUAUGUCAUUCUUAUGAAAGGGAUAACCAGUUAGUAUCUGUCUGUACUGUUGCCAUGUAACCACAUCCUUCAACUUCAUUGUGACCUUAUAUGACCAAAGAGUUAAUCCUGCAGCUAUCAGAGAGCCCAUUCCUGCAAGGUGUUCCAGAGUGCUGAGAGUUUGCUUGAGUGACUUUAUGCUUUCAGGAGAUCCUUAAGUGUUAAAGAUGCUCAGAAUAUCACCAGACGGAUUCCAUACCACUGUAAUUUGCUGCUUUACUGUCAGGUAGUAUCUUUUCACUGUAUGAUGCAUUUAAUAAUUUAUUAUUCUUAAUGGAUAAAAAAUAUACAGAACAUCAGGGGAAAAGGUUUUUAGAAAGCAAAACAAGGGAGUCACUAUAUAUUAGUGUCUCCAGUCACUUUCCUGAUCUCCACACUCAAAAAGAAUACUAUUAGAUUUAAAGAAUAUUUAUAUACAGUAAUGAGAGCACCCAUUGUUUUUUUUCAAUGACAAUAUCUUCUCAAAGGCAACCAUCCAGAAAGGCUGGUAUCACCUACUGAGUAAAGGUAUCAGAUGCCAGAACUAUUGACACAUGCAUUUAACACAACUGUUAAUUUUCAUGGCCAAAUAAAGUAACUGGCAGGCUAUAAGGGAUUGGAAGUAGUGAAGAAUAAUUAGGGUGAUUCCCAUUCAAGUGCCCUGCUGGGCUAUGAGCACUUUUUAGGGCUGGAGCCAUAGGCCAUGUUGUUAUGGCACCCUCAAAUACACCGUGCAGCACUGUGUGUAUUAUUCCUCACCUCCUAAACAGGAGCAGUGUAACCAGACUGUGUAGUUCUAGGCAGUGCGGGUAAGCUAACUGGCAUUGUCACUUGGCAGUGGUAAUUAGCAGGGAUCUGGGUUUUCCAUUUCCCACGGAAAAAUGGAGAAAACCAUGGAUUUUCCAUUUUUAUCAGAGAAAACAUGGAUUUCCCCUUUUAACAGAGUAACCUGUGGAUUUCUCACUUUUGCAAAGAGCUCUUGCAGGCUGGCUGAGUUCCAGCCUGCAAGAGCUGAUUGCAAAAAGGGUGGAAGCCCCAACCCUGCCCAGAAGGGGAGGGAGAGGAGGAUGGGUGGGCCCUGAGGCUUUUAGUCAAGUCUUGGGUCAGACUAUAUUUCCUUCUGGAGCCUGUGAAGUGGUAAGUGGGGCUUGCAGGGGCCUGGGGGGUUGCCAGGCAGGGCUGGGGCAGAAGCUGACUGGGGGUUGAGAGAGUGGGGAGGUUUGCAGCUGGCUGGGAGCUGGGGGGGUUUGCAGCCACCUGGGGGAUUUUCAGGAGGUGGGGGGUUUUGCAGCCAAGGGGGAUGGGGUUUGCAGCCAGCUGGGAGGUUUGCAGCGGGCUGGGAGCUGGUUGGGGUUGCAGUCAGCUGUGGGGUUUGCAGCUGGGAGCUGGGGGGUUUGCAGCCAGCUGGGAGGUUUACAGCUGGCUGGGAGCUGGGGGGUUUGCAACCAGCUGAGGUUUGCAGCUGGGAGUUGGGGGGGUUAGAGCCAGCUGGGAGGUUUGCAGCUGGCUGGGAGCUGGGGGAUUUUGCAGCCAGCUAGGAGGCUUGCAGCUGCUGGGAGCUGGGGGGUUUGCAGGAGUUGGGGGAGGUUUGCAGCCUGCUGGGAGCUGGGGGGUUUUGCAGCCAGAGCUCGGAGGUUUGCAGUCAGCUGGGAGCAUGGGUUUUGCAGCCUCCCUGCCCGAGUGCCAGGCCCACUGCACAUGGAACCCAAGUGGUGCUAUCGGGGACCGAGCUUGGCUCCUCCAUAUGUGGCUUCCCUUAAGAGCCAAUAGCACAACUCACAGUCCACAUGCAGUCAGCCCAGGGUCCACUCUGCAUCUUCCCCCUACCCCUCCCUGCUCCCUUAGCCCCAGGCAGCUCCCAGUGGGAGUGUGUCCAGUGUCCACACAUGCAUGCACACACACAUGCACGUACAGAUGCAUACACACAUGCACACCCAUAGAUGUGCACACGGGUGCAUACACAUGUAUACAUGCAUAGAUGCACACGUGAAAGAGGGGUACCAGGAGGGCUGGGGAGACUGUAGGGGGGAGUGAGGGACACUAGCAGCGCCAGGGGGGCUGUGAAGGGCCUUUAAUUUUAAUAAUAGAUUUGGGUUUUUUUAUCAGAGAAGUUGCAGUUUUUUUAUCAGAGAAAACCAGGAUCCCUUGUAAUUAGUUUGCUCUCUGCACUGCUUAGAGGUAGCUUAUACUGUUUCCAGUUGGUGGGGAGAGGGUCAUUGCCUAUUAGGGCUGUGUGAAAUUUCGGCAGCUGUUUUGCUUCAGAGGUGUUUUGGUCCAUUUUGGCACCCAAAACACCAAAUCUGAAAUGAAAAGGAAGGCUCCAAAACAUCUCCAAAAUUAAAUGAAACUAUCCAAAAUGUUUUGGAAAUGUUUCAGAUGUUUCAUAGCUGGGCUUGCAGGGAAACAGAAACUAACAAGAGGGAGGGGGAAGAGGGUCAGAAAGACUGCUCUGAUGUUGAUAUCUGUAGCUGGCCAGUAUCUGUGAGCUGUCCCUGAGGUCCCUGAGUGCUCUGGGGGAGGGAUUACAGCCUGCUGUCAUCCUGCGCGCAGAUCCGGGGGCCCGUGCCCUCUGGGAGGAGUCUGGCACAGACCCGCAGCCCUCCCUGUGGGUGUGGGCCCCCAACUCUGCGUGCAGGAUGACAGCAGGCUGCUGCUGCCAGCUGGGGCAGUGCCAGCACCCCAGUCUGCUCGGUGCAGCCUGCACUGAGCACAGCCGGGGGACAUGCAGGAGAAGCCCCCAUGGCUACCCAGCCUGGCCACAUUCCCUGCCCGGCUUAGCAGUGCUGGACCUGUGCCACACGACAACUGCUGUGUGGGUGCUAGGCAAGGGGGGCAAUCCCCACUGCCCCGCACUGUGCAAGGGGGCUCUGCCAUGAGUGUCUAGAGGCUCCAGUCACCACUCCUGCAUCCGGUAAGUACAGGGCUUUUUUUUUUUUUAAGUGCCAGGACUAGGCUGGGGCCAGGUGGUGGAUGGAGCCAGGCAGGGCAGCCAUGGGAGCUUCUCCCGUGGUUCCCCUUGCCCGGGGAGAGGAAGGCACAGCUGGAGGAGCUUCGGGACUACCUGCAGCCACCUGGCUGUGCCUCCCUCUUCCCAGCCAAUCCGAAUAUCUGAAACAGCAUUGAAACUCCGCAACAGAUUUGGCCGAAUUGAAACAGAGCAGUGAUCCAAAACACUGAAACGAAUCACCUCUGAAAUGGCUGACUCUGAAAUCGAAAUGAGACAUAGCCAUUUCGCGCAGCCCUAUUGCCUAUGCUGCAUGCAUGUUUGAGGGUGGUCCUGCUGGGCAUGGGAAGCUUACAGUAUGGAUUUUCCUCAGAGUUUCAUCUUCUGCAGACAAGUCUUGAACCAAAUAAUGCAUUAAUGAGCUUGGCACCAAAUACAAUGCAACAAACCACUAUAUUUGUUACAUAGAAUGAGCAGAGUCACAUAUCCCAUAGUAAUUUAAGCUGUUUGAGUCUAUACUAUAUUUAACGUUUGACCAGAUAUUCAUAUAAUAAAAUAGUCAACCUGCUGUGGUAGUCAUUUUGGGAAAAGUCAGCCAAUAUAGGCAGGGCCAAGCUACAGGGCUAUCCUCUUGUGUUAAGACAUCAGAAUAGGGUGAAAUGAAACUUAAGUGAUGGCUAAGUUUAUUGCACCAGGUUUGAUUUUUCCUUCAUGAGCUGAGUUAGGGUACACAGUCCUGUAGCUCAUGUGAGUGAUGUCUUUCAUCUGAGUAGUAAAAUUACUCAUCUGCACUACUGCUUGCAGAAUCUGAUGCUUAUUUUUUUCCAGUUUGGUUAUCCAGUUACCAUUUUGUUGCUCUGUAGAUGUUCUGUUGUAGUUACCAAGACAUUAAAUAUCAUUAUGAACAUUUAUAGCUUUGGAAGGAAGACACAGAUGUUCUAUGGAAAACUCUAGUGUUGUCUGCCUUCAUUUCAUUAACAAACAUUAAAUCAAGUGAUCUGCCUAAUGCAGAGGGAAGAAAGAGCUACUGGAGCUUUCCUUCUCCAAAGUGUGUAAGUUUGGAGUUGCACACAUGCUCAAAACUUAAAUUACUGGCGCUGACUUUAAAACUAGAGGAUUCUACAAUGGAUGUAGCAGCUGUAGGUAGAAGCCAAGAGCCUUAUUCUCUGUUUUUCCCUUUAUCUUGUUUCCUAUAUUUGUGCAAAGUUCAUACAAAAUGCUAACUAAUCAGGUUCUGAAUACUUUUCUGGUUAUGCACAAUUCACUAUUAUAAGCAAGAUUUUGCCUUUUCUUUGUUCAAAUAAGACUGUCUUUGUGUGGUAUUAGAUAUGCAAGUAUUUUAUCAUUGUGAACUGGAGGAACAUUCAAGAUUUGAAUGUCAAUUGCUUUCUGGUGUAAUAAAAGUAAAGGAUGUUUAAAAGUA
Molecule: messenger RNA, 10531 nt
Organism: Alligator mississippiensis (American alligator)
Lineage: Eukaryota; Metazoa; Chordata; Crocodylia; Alligatoridae
Gene: ACSS3
Product: acyl-CoA synthetase short chain family member 3
Exons: 16
Coding region: 1968-3635 (555 amino acids)
Source: RefSeq, a predicted model, not a curated record